AUGUCGACUGCCAAAAAAAUGUCCAUCGGCGCACUGCUGAACCCGGCACCAAAGACACAGCUGGAUGUUCUGCCAGCAAAUCUUUAUACUUCACUUUGCUUGAACAAGGGCUCUACGGACCGUCGUUACAACAACUUUGACAGUGCUCGAAGUAAAUCAACUGCUAGAGGACAUAGCCAACGCGGCCCUAAUUACAAUGAGGACGAGAUGCACUUUAUCUGGUACCAUCGCGUUGAUCUUGGUAUGGAUUGGAGCAAAUGUAUCGAUGCCUAUCGUCGGCAGUUUCCCUCCCGCAAAUAUCGCACUGUGACCGGAAUCUCAAGCAAUUUAUCCCGGUUUAUGAAAUCCAAGGGAUGCCCUCCGGUGCGGGAACAGCACAAAAAUGGAGAGAUUACAACUGUCCGGCGCGAUCCGUAUGGAUAUCGGUUGCCCCAUCAUGGCGUUGUUGAAUGGUGUAAGGUCUCGUACCCCUGGAUGAGACCUGAGCAUCGUUCCUCUAAGGAACCCGCAUGUGAAUCAAAGACAGUAUAG
This is a messenger RNA of Talaromyces rugulosus, 531 nucleotides long. RefSeq lists its product as uncharacterized. Bases 1 to 531 code for a protein of 176 amino acids. NCBI's taxonomy places the organism in Eukaryota, Fungi, Ascomycota, Eurotiomycetes, Eurotiales, Trichocomaceae. The record is from RefSeq and is a predicted model, not a curated record. The transcript is spliced from 2 exons.